Messenger RNA from Nothobranchius furzeri (turquoise killifish), 2946 nucleotides. Lineage: Eukaryota; Metazoa; Chordata; Actinopteri; Cyprinodontiformes; Nothobranchiidae. The record is from RefSeq and is a predicted model, not a curated record.
UUAAAUAGUGAAAAUAGCAGCAUGUGAAUAAAUCCCCAUCUCACCCUCCGCGGGUGCUCUCAUCCUGCCAGGCUCGGGUCCUCUACAGAGGCCUGGGAGCUGGAGGCUUCUGCAGCAUCUCAGCUGUUCCCAGAGCUGCGCUUUUCUGGAAUCAGAUGUUUCUCCUGAGAUCUGCUUCAGCCACUCCUCCAGUCUGGGGGUCAGAUGGUAAACAGGCUGUUUUCAUCGCUACACCAGAGGACUCCACAGAGCUGCACACUACAGUCCUUCACGGUUUCACUCACUGUUGGUGAAAACCAUCAGCCACGUGUCCCUUCUUCAGAGGCAGGAGAAGCGUCUCACCCAAAGAGUAACGUGUCUGUAGGUUAAAACCCAACAGUUACACCGUGCCAGACCCAAGGUGCUCCUGAGACGGUCCACCACGCAGCUGCAGGUGGGAGAUGCUGGCAGGGAAAGCUCACAUGGAACGCCGCUACCAGGUGGCAGGCAUCGUGUGCAGGAACAUCUGUGUAGAGUACGGACGGGAAGCCCCAAGGUCAAAGUGGGAAACCCUCCUAAGGUGGUUGAGAACGAAGCAGAGGAAGAUCCCAGGAGAAACAUCAGACACCUCAGCUUAGAUACUGCAGAACCUCUCAGGCCCCUCAGAGGACCCGAGCCUGGAAGGAUGAGACCACCUGAGGAGGGUUUUAGUCUACAUCCUGAGUUUUCUUGAGGCUGCAGACAGGAGGGAAGCCUCGCUGGUCUGCCGUCGCUGGUUUGACGCCAGCCAGGACCUGCGCUUUCAGGCAAUCUACUCUAGGACACCGAUAUGUUGGCUUUCUCUAAAUAAUGCUGCCUUUACAUCGUCUUCACGUCUCUGUCUUUGUGCAGAAGAAUGUGACCUUCAGUUUUCCAGGUUCAGGCGCUUCCCUGGAGCUGAUCCGAGGUCUGUCCAGAAAGUCCCGCCUCAGCCUGAAGAUCAGCCAGCUCGAUGGCUUCAGUGUGUCCAGGUCACUCCUUCUGGAGGUGGGGGAGCAUCUGGGCUCCAGGGUGGAGAGCCUGGCGCUGCCUGGUAGCAGCAUAACAGAGGCCUCCCUGCUGGCUCUCCUCCCUCGCCUCACCUCUCUUCGGAGGUUGGACCUCAGAGGCCUGGACAGUCUCUUCAUGUCGGGAGCGUUUCUGUCCAGGGAGGAUCACCGAGUGCAGGUCCGGUCCGCUUUGAUCGGUCUGGAGGAGCUUGAUCUGUCAGACCUUCGAUACCUCUCCGACCUCACCUUCAGCCGGCUCACAGGGUGCACCCCGCACCUCCGCCGGCUGUCACUCGCUGGCUGCCACAUCGCUUUCGAGUUUGACCCGUAUCGAGGCUGCCCGGUUGGCGCCGCGGAGGAUUCCUCUGCGCUCCUGUCCCUUAGAAACCUGAAGAAGCUGCUAACUGAGCAGAAAUCCACUCUGGUAGCGCUGGACAUCAGCAGGACCUCCAUCACUCCGGAGUCACUGCGCACCAUCACGCAGGUUCAGGGUUUGGUGUUGGAGGAACUGUGCCUUCAGGGCUGCAAAGAGCUAACCGACUACUCAGUGGAGAUCCUUGUGAAGCACCAGCCGAGCCUCCUGAAACUGGACAUCAGCGGCUGCACCGGGCUGACCAGCAGGUCGGUGGAGGCUGUGGCGCGGGGCCUGAACUCUCUGAGGCGCUUCUCUUUGUCUCGUGAUUGGAGGAUCACGGAGAAAGGCCUCGCCGAGCUGCUGUUGGUACCGUCCCUCAGGUCCCUGGAUCUGUCAGAGUGUCCACACAUCAGUGGAUCAGAGAUGGUGAAAGGCUUAAAGAGGCCCGGUUCUGCCCGAGCAAAGCUGGAGAGCCUCAACCUGAAGAGCUGCACCUACAUCAGGGAUCUUUCAGUUUUCUCGCUCGCUCAGCUUCUUGGGGAUUUUCUCCGCGAGUUGGAUCUGACAUCGUGUGUCAACGUGACUGACCUGUCCGUGUGUGCUAUCGCCACCUACCUGCAGAAGCUGGUAGUCCUACGACUCGGCUGGUGUAAAGAAAUCAGCGACUGGGGUCUGCUUGGGAUGAUGCAGAACGCCCGGUGUGAGCCUGGCGAUGAGGCGGGAGACAAGGGUCCCAGGUUCACUCGGACGUUCGGGAACAUGGGCUUCUUCAAGCCUCCACGAAUGCCUUUUGAGGAGCAACCCAAACUGGUGACACAGCACGACCUGCAGCAGUCCCAACAAGCCGGAACGUCGCUCUUGGCUCUCAGAAGGCUGCAGGAGCUGGACCUGUCUGCCUGCACCAAACUCACCGACAGCAGCGUCGCUCAGGUGGUGCGUCACCCAGACCUCCAGCGUCUGUCUCUCUCCAUGCUGCCAGAGAUCACCGAUGCCAGCCUGGCCUCUGUUGGCUGGCACUGCCGCAGCCUUACCAGCCUGGCCCUCAGCCACUGCCCGGGCAUCAGCGACCGCGGGGUGGCACAGGCGGUGCCCCACCUCCAGCGGCUGCAGCACCUCUACCUGUCCUGCUGUAACAAAGUCACUGACAGGUCCUUGUUCCUUCUGAUGCAACACUGCAAGCGUCUGAAGACUGUGGACAUCUCAGGGUGCAAAAACAUUUCUGUAACAGCAGUAGAUCUCCUCCAGUCGCAGCUGCCGUUUUUGGAAAACAAGCAUAAAUUCAUAGGCGGGCUUGAUCAGGCGCUCAUGACUGACUGACUGUGCUGCUGAUGCUUGUUGCACGUUUGAGCUCCAGAACUGAAAGUGUGAUUCCUAUAUCUGCUGUUCUUUCCGGCUGGCGCGGUUCUGAAAAAGGCUUUAAAGUGAAACGUGACGCGUCACCAGUGCGGGCACGGGUCACACACAUCGUGUGUUUAAAGCUGCUGAAACACCGAUGAAAGAUUGCUCGUUAUAUUCAGAUGUUUUGCUAAAAUCUGAGUUUUUUCUGUAAGAUUCACAAAACAUUAAAGUGAUUCAACAGCAGAA